AUGACCGAACCGAGACUCUCUGCGAGGCCCUCGCCGCACAGGUCUUCGUCGGCCCUGGCGCCCGCUUCACGGUCUUCAGAUUCCGCCUCCGUCCGGCCACGAAACCGCCGUCUUGUCAGCACAGCAGACGGCGACGACGACACCGCCACGUCCACCAACCUCCACGAUCGAGGAGCGAGCCGCUCCCGCCGCGGCCGCAAUCCCAACAACGUCCACGACACGGCAGCCUCGCCCUCCCCUGCGCGGAGUUACGGCCUCUUGUCCGCCUUCAGCCCCGCCAACAGCAGAUCUGCGAGCCCUUUACCUUCAGAACGAGGCGGCGCCAGCCCCCAUCGCACCAACAGUGCUGCCAACCUGACAAACUUCUUCAAUGACUCUCUGACGCAGAGCUGGGCAUCCGUUCAGGGGUUUGCCUCCUCCCUCAUGUCGGGCGACGAGGGCACGGCAAGGAGGUCCCAGUCCCAUAAUCGAGCGGGCACUCGACCUGGGAACUGGGGUAUGGACUUUUCUAGCACCAGCAACUCGAGAAAUGCCGCUGCAUGGGGUCCCGCGCCUCCCAAGGAGCCAGGCCUGGGCGACGUGGGUGCUGGUUCACGAGAAGAGCGUGAGGCUGCGCUCAAGGCUGCGAAAAGAGCCAUGGUGCUGGAAAGUCACGACGGCGUCAACGGAGGACUCGAUACCAGUGGGAAGCAUAAGCGCCGCAACUCAGACGAGUCCGCCGCCGAACAAGCCCAACCUCAGGAAUACUUGGUCUACGUCCACAAGGUUGAGCCCAGUGACACUUAUGCCGGUCUCAUCUUGAGAUAUCAGUGCCGGGAGGACGCCUUCAGGAAGGCCAAUGGUCUAUGGACUCGAGACAGCGUACAGAUGCGCCGAUGGUUAAUGAUCCCGGUUGAUGCUUGUGACGUCAGGGGACGGCCUUGCGAUCCGCCUUCAUGGCAAAACUCGCAGGGCGUUGACUUGCUUGCUCCAACUCCUGCGGCUGAAGAAAGUACGCCAACAGGAGCAACGCAUGACGAUUUCUUUAGUCGACCUACGAACGGGACGUCCUCGGAGUCCAGAGUGACCGACGAAGAGGAAAAGCGAUGGACACAUGUUCGCUGGGUCAAGAUUGACUCGUUCCAGCAUCCGGUUGAGAUUGCGCGGGUUGCGCGGAACGCAAUGGGAUACUUUCCUCCUCGACGGAAGAAGAGCAUUCGAACUAUUUCAGCAUUCUCGACGCCACGGCAAAGUCUCGAUAUAUAUAGCAACCCUACUGGUUCCCCGGGUACUGCGUCUCGUCGUCAGAGCUCCCUCGGUCACAGACCCCAGUUCUCGGGAACAAUAACUUCAAGUCCUGGGCGGGCAAUCAGCGAGGGAGGCGAAUCUUUGCCGUCGUGGAUGCGGCGACCUGGAGGAGUAGGCUCCAUGGGCCUCAAUUCGCGGGCGCCAGGACCAGACAAGGACUAUCUCACCACGUGGACCAAGAAACAUCUUCCGGGGCUUAAUCUGGAUAGUCUCCCUUCGAUGUCCGUCAUGGGAUCGGAGACAGCACACUUUGGAUUCAAAUCAGGAGAAUCAGCGAACAUUGUUGAGAGCCACACCAAGGAGGGCCAUGACACCAGCUCAACGGCACAACAGGGAAUUGGGUUAGAUAAGGCUGCGGCAGCUGUUGAGACUUGGCUCAGGGGCGCCCUCUCGCGAAAGCCGAGCACCCAAUUGGAAAGGAUCCGUGGCAGGCCUGAACGAGACGGCGAUCUCAUCGAGCUGACGGAUACCGGCAGCGAUGACGGCAAGCAAAUGAUGGGAGGACCGACCAGCCUGAUGGAAGCACUAUCGAUCGGGACCACCAGCCGAAGUGAGGGUGAUGGAGCUCUCCGAGGACGGAUCGUGGCAUCAGGAGCCAAGGCCGCAGCCGAGAUGCCCAUCUGUAUCGAGUGUCGACACCCCGUCAAGACGCUCUGGACGCAAUACUCUGGAGCAGGGGACAAGGCCAGCGGACACAACAUCCGGCUCACUGUUUAUCGUCACCUAUUGUAUAAUACUUUGACGAGCGAUGAUGAUCGUUUGGACCCUUCCAUAGUUCGUCUGGGAAUCCUUUUGCUCCUAUUCGACGUCUACUUGACAUGGGCUCGCAUCGAGAAGCAGACGGUGCCUGAUGCCACGCCAGGUGAGAGCAACCUCGGAAAGCUCGCGCAACAGUCGAUUGUCUUUCAGUAUCUCUUCUUCCUCGUUUUCUGCGCCCUCUCUACGGCAGCGUUCCAUGUGAGCAUCCGCUUCCUCACCUCAUCCACCUUUUCACCUCUCAACGUCCUCGGCAUCCUCCCUCGGUACUCACGGCCAAACUCGGUCUCGACAGCCCUGCUUGUCUCCUCCUACUCCAAACUGUUCCCCAUUCUCAUGGUCAUCUGGGAAUACGACGUUCCUGCCGCCGCCAGGUCACUUGGAUGGGCCGUCGUGGCCAACAAUGUCGAGGCACUGCGCAUCCUCCUCGAUUGUGGCUACACUACAGCAUGUCUUCUAGCCAUCGCAGGCGCGGCUUCGCGCUGGGUUGUUGGCCGUGUUGUCCUAUACGCUGCUGGACUCGCCGAUGUGGACUCGAUAGGCGGGAGUAACAUCGCCGAGGACGGGAGAGCAUUAUGGGCGCUGAUGAUAUACGCGAAGGAGUGGGCCAGUCGGCUUGCUGUCGGAUAG
Fusarium vanettenii 77-13-4 is the source of this 2673-nucleotide messenger RNA. RefSeq lists its product as uncharacterized. Gene Ontology annotation, cellular component: cortical endoplasmic reticulum; Golgi apparatus. Bases 1 to 2673 code for a protein of 890 amino acids. Lineage: Eukaryota; Fungi; Ascomycota; Sordariomycetes; Hypocreales; Nectriaceae. The transcript is spliced from 5 exons. The record is from RefSeq and is a predicted model, not a curated record. Gene Ontology annotation, biological process: regulation of plasma membrane sterol distribution; sterol metabolic process; sphingolipid metabolic process.